Molecule: messenger RNA, 495 nt
Organism: Ilex paraguariensis (yerba mate)
Lineage: Eukaryota; Viridiplantae; Streptophyta; Magnoliopsida; Aquifoliales; Aquifoliaceae
Source: the annotation of a GenBank genome assembly
AUGGCUUCCUCACACACCAUGACCAACCUCACCACAGAUGAAUCAGCUUUUCUAGCAUUCAAAGCCCACAUAACUUCAGACCCUUACAACAUCUUGGCAACCAACUGGUCCACCACCACCACCACCUCAACCACUAUUUGCGACUGGAUUGGUGUCUCCUGCGGCGUCCGCCACCGGAGAGUCACUGCCUUGAAUCUAUCCAACAUGGGUCUCCGGGGAACCCUCGCUCCGCAUCUGGGAAACCUCUCAUUUCUGGCUUCACUUGACAUUAGUUUCAACAAUUUUCAUGGCUUUCUACCCCAAAAACUGGCUCACUUGGGUCGGUUGAAAGAGGUUGAUUUGUCAUUUAAUGAGUUCACGGGAGAGAUACCCUCUUGGUUUGGAACCUUCACAGAUCUUCAACACAUGCACUUGUACAAUAAUUCUUUCCAGUUUCCAAACACACACCGGAGAGUCACCACCUAUGGAGCAGAAUUCAUUGGUGUUCGCCUGUGA